AUGGACUCUGAGCUUAUCGCAAAUAUGGACCGUUGUCCCAUGUAUGCUUCCUUCUUUGGCGCCAUAGGCUGCGCGUGUUCCAUUGUCUUCACCACCUUCGGCGCAUCCUACGGCACGGCAAAGUCUGCAGGCGCCAUCUUCCAGUCGGGCAUUCUUCGACCAGACAUGCUGAUGCAGAACACCCUAUGUGCUAUCAUGGCCCAGAUUCUCUCCAUAUACGGCCUUGUUGCCAGUGUCAUCAUGUCCAACAACAUCAAAGAGAAGAUGCCCAUUCAUACAGCUUUCUUGCAACUCGGAGCUGGUAUCUCGGUUGGCCUAUGUGUCCGAGCCAGCUCGCAACAGCCUCGCCUCUAUAUCGGAAUGGUCCUCAUACUCAUCUUUGCAGAAGUCCUGGGCCUGUACGGCGUCAUUGUUUCUAUCCUCAUGCUCACCCGUUCCACAGAGGCCGCAGAGUGCAGGUACUAA
Molecule: messenger RNA, 465 nt
Organism: Fusarium coffeatum
Lineage: Eukaryota; Fungi; Ascomycota; Sordariomycetes; Hypocreales; Nectriaceae
Exons: 5
Coding region: 1-465 (154 amino acids)
Biological process (GO): proton transmembrane transport
Cellular component (GO): proton-transporting V-type ATPase, V0 domain
Molecular function (GO): proton-transporting ATPase activity, rotational mechanism
Source: RefSeq, a predicted model, not a curated record